GUGCGGGAUUGGCCAGCACAGGGAGCAGCUCUGAGGCUGCUCUCUGUAAACAGAGCAGCCUUGCCAAGCUGAGCUGCCUCAGAAGGGCGAGUGGCUGUGGCUGCAGGCAGCUGAGAGCAGUGACACCGCCACACGCUGUUCCCAUCGCUGCUGUCCUUCAUCUCCGCUGCUCGCCUCGUCCGGAUGAGACUUGGGCAGGAAUAUUUGCUUGGGUACGGGGUGAAGGGCACGGAGAGGUGGUUGGAGGACAAGGAACUGCCUAAGCCUGACAUCCUGAACACCCAGCUGAGCUCAAAGGUGGGAGAGAACACUCAAGCCCACUGAGCAGCCCAUCCCAGCUACCACAGCAACCCCCUGGGAUCGGAAUCCUGGGAAAAACAACAGCAAAUUCAGCAGGGCUCUGGAUUCUAAACCAAAAUAAAAGCUACUGCCAAACUUCCAGCAGAUCUGCUUUGGCACCGAGGCUGGGGCACUGCUGGAAGAGCAUCUGGGAGAAGCAAACUGUGCCGAGCAGGUGCUGGGGGAGCAGGGGCCCCAAGGGACCUUUCCCUGCCUGCUCCACCAUGAUCUCUGGUUGAGGGCUCCUGGCCACCUGCGCAAGCGGCAGAAGAAGCCUCUGCAAGAUCCUCCCCGGCUCCGUUGGACCAAAAGCGAGGAAGUAUUUUUGGAUAAGAGCGUGGGUUGGUGGAUCUUCUUGAAGGAUGUCUGGCCAGGACCCUGAGGACCUUGGGGCAGAAAUCCUCUCGGAAAAGUCUCGGAUGAUCCCUGGGCUGCCCCCGUACGACAUGGAUGAGCGGCUGCUUCCCGGGGAGCCCCGCAGCCCCUGCUGCUGCCUGGCCUGGACCCUGCUGAUAGGAGCCAUGAACUCCCUGGUCUUCCUGCUGAAUUUGCUCCUGAUGUUUGUUAUUUUCACCAUUGUGCUGCUCCCUACCAUCGUGGUGGUUUACUUUGGCUUCCAGUGCCACUCCCAGGUGCUGCACUCCUCUGCCCGCUACUGCAAGAGCAUCUUGGACGACAACAGCUCCUCCGCCCUCAUCAUCCUGGGCUUCGUCAUCAUGUCCCCGCUGCUGGUGGUGGCCAUGGCCAUUUACUGCAGCCUGGCCCGGCGCCUGCAGCUCCUGGUGUGCUUCCAGCCCUACAGCCUGGCCCUCUACAAGGGGGGCCGCUGGUGCCGGGCUCCCGGCUGCGCCAGGGGCUGCAACACCCAGCUCAAAGCCUGGGUGUGACCCCGCAGCGUCCCCUCCCCGUGCCUCAUCCUCACCCUCAGCCCCCCCGCUGAUUUAUCCCCCCCCAAAGAACUGCAACAGAGCGAAAACGCGGCGUGGGACGGGGAGGGCAGGGCAGCUUCGUCCUUCCAGACCCUCUCUUGGUGGCGUUUGUUGGUGUUGCUGUCUGCUCGUUGCUGGAUGCUGUCCCCUUUGUCCUCAGUAGGAGCAUUCCCAGCUUUCUGUAGGGAUAAAGUUCUGUCCCAAAGCCCUGGCUGCAGCAGAACCACCUCUUGUUCUCCGCUUGGUAGCUUGCUGUCAGGUAAAAUGUAAUUUUGGGGUUUUUUUUUUUCUGGGGAUUGGUUUUUCCUGCCACGUGCCCUGCACGGCUCUGAUACCACCCAGAGGAAUAACCAGGGGUGGUUACACGGGAAAGUGAACUGGAGAAGGGGAAAAUAAAAAAAAAAGGAGGAAAAGGAGUUGACAUUUUCUGACAAGACUGAAGAAAACACGAGAAAGUUCUGUUCCAGGCGAGGGAGAUCGUGCUACAGGAUAACAAGGUUUUGCCUGAGGGCAGCGUCUGCUCACUGGGUACAGAUAUUUGAUAGGAGCUGCUGUUCCUUUUGCUCACCUGUUUUUUAAUCCAACUGCUUUUACAAGGGAAGCAUUCUUCAGCCUGGCUGGGCUGCAAGGAUUGUAAUGAACCACCCCCGCUGGUGCCCCUGCAAAGAAACCCAGAGUUACUCGCUACGGCCUCCCCAAUAAAGCAAAACUCUAUUUCA
Hirundo rustica (Barn swallow) is the source of this 1987-nucleotide messenger RNA. Its product is annotated as transmembrane protein 88-like. Gene Ontology annotation, molecular function: PDZ domain binding. Bases 702 to 1226 code for a protein of 174 amino acids. Gene Ontology annotation, cellular component: plasma membrane. The record is from RefSeq and is a predicted model, not a curated record. Lineage: Eukaryota; Metazoa; Chordata; Aves; Passeriformes; Hirundinidae. The transcript is spliced from 2 exons.